This is a messenger RNA of Monascus purpureus, 1345 nucleotides long. The record is from the annotation of a GenBank genome assembly. NCBI's taxonomy places the organism in Eukaryota, Fungi, Ascomycota, Eurotiomycetes, Eurotiales, Aspergillaceae.
GUUUGUGUUUGUAUGUUUGUACUGUUUAUGUUGUAUAUUGUAUAUGUCUUGUUUGCAUCGUUUGCAACAUUUAGCAAGCUCAUGUUUAAGCUUUCUUGUUCCAAAUUACGUAGGCUGAAGAACAGAUACUGAAUGCCCUCCGAUCUGUCUCUACCUUGAUUCUCCUCUCCUAUCUCUUUUCUCCCGAGGGAUCCUAUUGCUAUUUGUUCAGUAUAUGAUAGUCUGGUUCUGGCGAAUUGAGGCGGUUGCUCAGUGUUCACAAUGGCCGAUGCCGGUGGUUGGAGCACUAUCGAGUCGGAUGAGGGGGUUUUCACUUCUCUGAUUGAGAAUCUUGGAGUCAAAGAUGUACAAUUCGAAGAACUCAUAUCUUUGGACGCGGAUACAAUACGCUCAUUGAGCCCAGUCUACGGCGUCAUCUUCCUUUUUAGAUGGACCCGCGAAAAGACCUCCAACCCUUCCACCCCGCUAGACGGUUCCUACGACCCUUCUGCGACAGAAAACGGCGUAUUCUUCGCAGCCCAAACGAUCCAAAACGCCUGCGGCACUCAAGCUAUUCUCUCCGUCAUUCUGAACCAAGACACACCCUCCUCGACCCCCUUCCCCAUUGACAUAGGCACGGAGCUCCGUUCCUUUAAGGACUUCACCGCCGCCUUCCCUCCCGAGCUUCGCGGGGAGGCUCUCUCCAACUCCGAGAUCGUCAGGACCGCGCAUAAUGCAUUUGCUCGCGCUUCCCCGUUUGUCGAUGAGACGGCCCGCGUCGCGCCGGACGAAGAGGCGGAUGUCUAUCACUUCAUCGCGUAUACCCCUGUGAAUGGCGUGUUGUAUGAAUUGGACGGGUUGCAGCCUCAUCCCAUCAGCCACGGCACGUGCGACGCGGAGUCCUUCCCCGAGAAAGUCAUCGAGGUCCUUCAGCGGCGGAUCGCUAGAUAUCCCGAGGGAGAGACGAGGUUUAAUCUCAUGGCUGUCGUGAGAGAUUUGAGGGUCCGCGCUAGAGAAAUCGGGGACGUCGAGUUAUUGGAGCGCGAGGAGAGGAAGAGGAGGGCUUGGGCUUGGGAGAAUACAUUACGGAGGUGGAAUUUCGUGGGGUUCAUUGGGGAGAUGCUGAAGGGUGUUGUUGGCAUGAAGGAGAGGCAGGGUGAGGAGGCCUACAAGGCUUGGGUUGAUACGGCGAAGGCCGAGACUAGGAAGAGAUUGGAGAAGAGGAGAGGCGGCAGCGGUCUCUCUGAUUGAGUUAUUCGGUUUGAUGCCGAUGUCAUAUUACCUAGACGUUCUGAUGAUUUUUUUCUCCUUUUCCUGUAUUUCUAUAUAGCAUAUACCAUGUGGAAUACAGCAUAGUAGGAUCUUC